AUGAUUGUAGCUGGCAACCGAUGGCAUCUCAAUUGCUUCCGAUGCAACACUUGCGGUACCCUCCUCGACUCAGACGCAAACUUACUACUACUCGGCGACGGUUCACUCAUAUGCAACAACUGCACGUACAGCUGCAGCGCUUGCGGUGAAAAGAUCGAAGAUCUCGCAAUAUUGACCGGCGAUCAGGCCUUUUGCGCGGCCUGCUUCAGAUGCAGGAACUGUAAAAGGAAGAUCGAGAACUUGCGAUAUGCUAGGACUUCGCAGGGAAUAUUUUGCAUGAACUGUCAUGAAUCCUUGAUGGCUAGACGUAGGAAAAAGUCUAAGGCUGCAGCUCAGGCAAAAGCGCGAGAGAAAGAAUCGUCGCCUAUGAUUAUGGAGAAGUCCCUCCCAGCGCUUCCUCCUAACGCUAUACCUCCCAAUGCCUUUUCGAACGAUAGAGUCGAGCCUGACUCUGACACUCCUACCGAACUCUCCCCACGCCCACGACCUUCGUACCCUCGGAACGACUCGUCGAGAAGUAGUUCAAGACCGGCCAGAUCGCCUGAGCGAUCUACCGACCAUACUGGAAGAGAUGGCGGCUUAUUGCCUGCGCAAACUUAUCGCAACAAUCGAAACUCGGCGAUCUUCGCGGGGGCCGACAUUACCAACGGCAACUCAGCCGAUGAUCAAGGCUUUUUCAUCCCGGUUGCCCUGGAUCCGAGUCCAGUGCCUGCUCCGACACCCAGAUCCGCAACAGAACCUAUUAGCGAUUCUAGUAAGAAAUCGAAGGAGAAAGACUACUUCAACCUUUCAAAGCCGGCUUCCAUUUCGGAGCGAAGGGAGCCGGCGCAAUCUUCGACGCCCCAUAUUGCUUUCCAGGAGAAGGGAAGACAAUCGUCGUUCGAUCACGAGACUCCACCUCCCCGAGACUUGGGUAGGAAGCUUUCUAAAUCUAGCAGGGGCGAUAAAAACGCACCUUCGAAGCCAUCACCAGCUUCGACCGAAGACAGAGGUCAAAAGAUGACAAAUGGAAGAUCACAUCCCGCAGAUGAUUUCAAGUUGCAAGAAGCGCCUAAGAGCAAGAAGACAAAUUCCAGAACAGAGUCCCAGUCGAAUGCGAUCCAGGAUGUUGUGAGAUCUAGGGGCAGCAGUAGCAGUUCCGGCCGAAAGGACAAGGAGGCAUUCCCCAAUCUACCACUCACCGAUUCGCCCCAGCUCUUGCACGCUGGUGACAAGACUAGUACCCCACGAAGCUCACAGGAAUCUCGCCUCAAAGACGACGAUGAAGUACGAUCAAGUGACUCCUUAGCCACAUCGGUUAGCAACAAUGCAAAGCCUAUUACUAGAAAGGAACUUCCUGCUACGGCUGCUAGAAACGUAAAUGGUACAACACCCCGACCUUCUGCGGCCGAAAAGGCUGGUGAUCCGUAUAUGACUCCGAGAGCGCCGCCCGCUCCACCAACAUCGGGUGCGGGCCAGGAGUCGGCCAAUUCGACAGGAGAACCCAAGACAUCGCCUAAACUACCUAGGUGGAGUGCAGGCGGUGACUUCAGUAUGGAUGAAGACAUGGCUCGUAUUCUGGGUACGGACGAGGGUUCUUCUUCAAUUCUUCGUCGGGUUUCGAAUGCGGUGCGCCAUGGCAGAACAAAUAGCACAGAAUCCAGCAACAAUCUGCCUCGCGCCGGUCAUACGCGCAGCGCCAGCGAAACAACUCGCACAACCACGUCACCUCGCUGGCCCAAAACUCCCAUCGCGGAGGAUGCAGUUAAUGGACAUCCACACGAUAUCACCAGCCCUCUAUCGAUAGCUUCGAACGACGACCCGGUAUUACUGAAACGACGCCUACGAAAUUCCGAGCAACGAGUCGCAGAACUAGAGCGCCAAUUCAAUAAUGAGAAAGACCUGAAGAAUCUAACGAUAAAAUUGGAAGAGAAGCGCAAGACAGUGUCAGUGCUAGAUACGCAAACCGAGAUCAUGAUUCGUCAAUUAGAGGUGCUUGCCGGAUACGUAGAAAGGGCCAAAGAAACGAAGAGACCUAUCGACCCCCGCGAACUUGAGGAAUCGGCCUUGAAGGACUUCGUCCAAAAGUUAGAGAAACUCAGGCAGUCUAUGUCAGCCAGCCUGGAGCAGCUACACACCGAGCGGGACGAAUUAGUCGAGGAGAAGAAUAGGGCAAUUAUAGAGAGGGAUCGUGCUCGAGUGGAGUUUGAACAACUUGUUUCUAAGAAUGCACAGUUGGCCGACUUGAAUAACGACCUCACAAACCAGAUACAGGAACGAUUCAAGAAUCACUCGGAUCCUAAAUCGCCUCCCAACGGUCUUGGUAUUUACAACCAGCACAAGGGUACAUCCAACAACUCAGUGAGUUUGGAUAGCUCUAGCAUUCAGACUGGUGGAUCGCUCCUUGCCGUUGACUCGGAAGAACCGAUCCUCGAGUCCGGACCGACCGUGGUCAAGAUAGGAAAAGGCCAGGUUAAGAAGUUUAACUGGAAGAAAGGAUCGAAGGCCAUGGCCCAGAAUAUCGCCAAAGGAGUUAACCGUACAGUUGUUGCCUUCCAGCAGCCGGAGCGCGAGCGUCACUUGGGUAUGGCCGGCGAGAAUAUCGGUCUUCCUUACAACAUGACUGUUGCGCAGGUCGAAGCGCCAGUUACACACUUAGGCCCCAUGAACAUCAACCAGAAUCGCCAAUUGAGCGAUGCCAACCGUCAAGGAUUCUUUAAUUUCAAGAAACCCCAGACUAUCCAGAAGAGCAUGACAACGGCCAAUAUCACCACUACCCAGGCACCGGCCGAGCCGCCCUCGGUACUCUUCGGAUCUGACUUAUCGGAGCGAGCCGACUUCGAACGCCGCCAGAUUCCCUGCGUGGUGACUCGUUGCAUAGAAGAAGUCGAGCUAAGAGGUAUGGACAUGGAGGGCAUCUACCGCAAGACUGGUGGAAAUUCGCAAACCAAAGCCAUCCAGGAAGGAUUUGACAAGAAUGAGAAUUUUGAUAUUUCAGAUCCGGAUAUGGAUAUCACGGCCGUGACGAGCGUGCUGAAGCAAUACUUCAGGAAGCUUCCGACGCCACUACUAACGUUUGAUGUCUACGACUAUAUUCUCGAGACAAAUUCGAUCACGGGCGACGCGGAGAAGUGCACCCACUUACAGAAUGUAUUCAAACAACUACCGCAACAACACAGAGACUGCCUUGAGUUCUUGAUGUUCCAUCUUCAUCGCGUUGCCUCCCGAGAGCGCGAGAAUCUUAUGACACCUAAGAACCUGGCUGUGGUCUUUGCACCUACUAUUAUGAGAGACCACACUAUCGAGAGAGAGAUGACGGACAUGCACGCCAAGAACCUUGCCGUACAGUUCAUCAUCGAGAAUACACAUAACAUUUUCGUUUAA
Molecule: messenger RNA, 3363 nt
Organism: Annulohypoxylon maeteangense
Lineage: Eukaryota; Fungi; Ascomycota; Sordariomycetes; Xylariales; Hypoxylaceae
Product: RhoGAP-domain-containing protein
Exons: 4
Coding region: 1-3363 (1120 amino acids)
Biological process (GO): regulation of GTPase activity; signal transduction
Cellular component (GO): cytoplasm
Source: RefSeq, a predicted model, not a curated record